Pocillopora meandrina is the source of this 4472-nucleotide messenger RNA. Lineage: Eukaryota; Metazoa; Cnidaria; Anthozoa; Scleractinia; Pocilloporidae. The record is from the annotation of a GenBank genome assembly.
AUGCCGCUUUUUUUUCAGGAGUUUAAGGGAAACUCAGACCAGUCCUCUAUCGUCCGUCACUGGCUGAAGCCUCACAUGUACGUUACAGACCUUCUUUGGUACCCGACAUCUUAUGUUGGUCAAUUGUGUUUGAAUGUCGAGAUAUAUGGAUGCCGCGCUAGCGACAUAUCCAUGUUGACCUCGUUUUCAUCGAAGCAAAGGCAGCGAGAAGGUAAGACUUAUUAAAACUGUGAAGUUAAAAGUAUAUCAAAGACUUUCAAGAUUUUCUCUACCCCUUUUCAUUCUCGUGUGUCUCGAUGAUGGUAAAAUUUAAUUGACCAUUAAAAUUGAACAUGUCAUUUUUUUGCAGAACCCAUUCGCUGUAAUCUGACCAAACAGCCUGGUAAUUGUAGGGCUUCAUUUCCCAGAUGGUUUUUUAACAGGAAAACUAAACAAUGUGAACCGUUUAGUUAUAGUGGAUGCAAUGGAAACCUCAACAACUUUUUGUCUGAAUAUGACUGUUGGAAAGGAUGUCAAGGUAAAUGACAUGCCAGGCUAGUAAAUGCAUUUGUGGUUAUUGACCACAACUUGUUGGUAUAGUAAACAAAAAAUUUACGAAAGAUCUUAUGAUUUCACACUCAUAAGAACCUCAAGGCUUCUAAAUACCCGAUCUCGGGGGGCAUAUCCAGUAGAUUUCGGAUAACGACAAAUUUAAACCUUCAGUUGCUUCGGUAACUGUUACUGUUAAUGAUUAACACCUUAUUCAAUUAAAUUGCAAAUACCGGAUAUUACAUUUCUAGUGUUCUGAUUGGUUCAGUCAACUGAUUGUCAGCUAUUAGCCGAGCAAACGGCAAACAAAUGCAUAUCAGUUUUCGCGUUUGCUUAAUGGUGGCGCUUGUUUAUAUGUGCUGAAUCAUCAGUUGUGGGAAAUGAUUCACGUAAGGGUUUUGGCUGUAAGCGAACGCUUCACCCGUGCAUUGGAAAUAAAGUAAAACAAAUAUUAGUCAAUGUCAUCUCGGGAACGAAAGUGCGAAGGUUGCAAAAUAGGUUGUAACAUUAUUGAAAGCUACGUAUCUCUGAACUUUCAACUACAAAUUUUGCAUUUAACAUGACUGUUUUAUGAUCUAGAAAAAAGUAUAACGCUGUCACAAAAGAAAACAUUUUCAGGUUGACUUGAAACUUUUGCCUCGAUAUUUCCAGGCUCUAUCAGAACCGUUAGUUACAAAAGUUCACCCUUGAAGUCUUCUCGAGUAGCCGUAAUAUUGGUUUCUUCCGUUCCCUACGGCACAGCUAAACAUUUGUAAAUGUGUGCAAAAGGAUAAGCUAGAAAUUUCACAAAUUGAACCUAAUACUUACCUCAGAAAGUUUAUAAAGUUUGGAGCGAGAAAUUGCGUUCAGGAUAUAUUUCAGCUAAAGAUGUCCUGAUCCCAUCCUUUGUUCGGUUCAAGUUAAAUAAAAUUCUCGAGUAAACUGUGCACAACUUCGUCAACUGAUGUUUGUGCAACAAUGGUAUCACCUACAGAAAACAUGAUCUCGUUAUAACCGGAUUGUCCGUGAUUAGGAGAUUAAGUCUAGAUGGGUUUUGUUCUCUGGGGCCGAGAUUUAGUGCCUGUUGUCUAUAUUAGAAAAGUUCCCCUUUUCACAGUUUUUUUUUUUGGAAGAAAAGUGUUGAAGGACACGAGAAACUGGCCGAGAUUGAUAGGUGUCCGUAUGACAAGAGUAUCCUUACGGACAGGCUCGACACUGUAUUUUUCACCCUCUCAAUGUUUGCAGCAUUUAAAGAUUGCAAGAAAAGGUGUGAUGCUCCUUUCUCUCGCUGCGUAAACAACAACAGAAGCGAAGAGGAAUGCGAAUGCAUUCAGGAAUGUCCUAAAGUGAUGAAAGAAGUUUGUGGCUCAGAUAAUGUGACGUAUGACAACGAAUGUCUGUUGAAGAAAGCAGCCUGCAAAAAAAACACUGAAAUAAAGAUCAAGGAAAAAGGAUCCUGUACAGGUAUGUAACCAAGCUGUUUGGUGUGGCAUAUUCAGGGCGGCCUACAGCAGACACGAAAGGAACAACCUGAGUUAUAAUUUUCAAGACAUUUUAAAAAAAAAAGUGACGCUAAUUUACAGCGAAUGAGAUGAUUUUAAAAAAAGCUGACAUCCAUACAUUGAAUUAAGGCUCAAUGCUUACUGUAAAAGAGAAGAAAGGAAAAGAAACCCAUGACCCAAUAAGCCAAGCAUUAUUUAAAGAUUACUAACCUCCCUGGUCCGGCCCCAGCCGCCAUGACUAACGACAAAUGUUGUGUAGCUUGUUCUAUUGUGGAUGCUUGAUGUCACUAGCAGCGGCAGUACAGCUUUUUUUAUUUAUAUACCUCUUCUCUAACUAUCCCAGUAUUCUUUUUCCCUUUCCACGCGCAGCCUCACAACUUUUCCUCGUAGAUCCCAUAAAAUCGCUAGCAAAGUGGGUUACUGUAAUUUGACCUCCCCCCUCAAUUUCUGACAUUUUGAAAUUAAACAAUUUUCAUCAAAAACACCACGGGUGUAUGAAAAGUCCUCAGCCUAACACGAUAGUUCUAAGACGCUAGCCCAGGACCCUCCUUGUUUGAAAAAUUCUGUCCUCCUUUCUUACAUCACUUUACACUGCAUUACAACUGAGUUCGAUUUUAUUCCUUAGCAACUUGUAUGUCAUCACUGGGAUUGGAAAAUAGACAAAUAAGAGACAAGCAGAUCUCGGCAUCCUCAGAACUCGACAAGCAUCACACCGCCAAACAGGGAAGGGUUUCCCUGAUAAGUUCUCCUCAAGACAGGUAAACGAUGGGGUUAGGGUUAGUCCUCUUUUAGGCGAGAAAGAUUUGUCUUAAUACACUGUAAUUAAAUGUUUUUUAAGAACUACCGAGAAAUCUUGGAAAAAGUGAUUUUUCGUUCGAGGGUUCGAGUUUUUCGGCUAGAGCGAGGGUUCAAGCUUGCGAAGAUCGCAAUAAAUUUAUUGACGAAAUUCAUGGAAUAUUAAUAUUAGUUUGGGUUAGCAACGGGCCUGGCUAAUCAGGGAUCAAAAGCAUUUUGCAGCGAAUCAAAUAUCAUGGAAAGUAAUAUCUGUUGCUGUCUUGCCUCCAGCUCCUGGUGCAGUGCUUCAACCCUUGACAUGGGCACACAAUAUCUACAAGUGGAUUUGCUGUCAGUCCAUGCUCUGUCAGGGUUUUCUACCCAAGGCGCCGUCACAGAAAAGUUUUGGGUUAGCAGAUAUCUGGUUCGUUACAGCUUGGAUGGUACUGACUGGAUAUUAAUCGAAGAAGCAGAAGAAACUUACAAAAACCCUAUCGAUGGAAGAAGCAAGGUGACUCUUAGAUAAUUUUAUGUUCAAUUACCUAAUAGUUAACCUUUCACAUCACACUCAAAUAUAGCCAUUACCACUCACUACAGACAUGAUUUCGUGAGUCCUUUAGUAAGAAAGCCUAAAUAACUCCUCUCACAAAAAACCUUAUAACGUAUCUGCUUAAAAUUGAAAUGAAAACUGUUUACUUGAGUCUUGAGGUCAAUCUGUGGUUCUUCGGUGAAUGUUAAGCCUUGUCAGGACUUCUCUGUGAAACGGGCUCCGAUGUUGCUAUUUUUUGCGUGAAUUUGUUCAUUCUUCCUAGAAAGUGUUCGCGUGUAAAAGACAUUCAACUGACUACAAGUAAUUUAUUGAUUCAUCAAAACAGAAAACUUUAAAGAUGGAGAAAAACCCAUUCAUUUAAACGUUAGAUCAUCAUUGUGCGACAUUGACCAACUGAAGUUCUUUUUCAAAUCUAAAAGCAAUUUCAGGGAAAUACGAACCAGUCCUCUAUCGUCUAUUACUGGCUGAAGACUCGUCUCGAUGCUCGUUUCGUUCGUUUCUCUCCUACCUCUUUUUUCGGUCAGCGGUGCAUGCGUAUAGAGCUUUACGGUUGCAAAAAGUCACACGUAUACCCGGAUGAAGGUAAGAUUUCUUACAAUUUGUGUGGAUGAAUUGUUAAUAAAUGUUUUUGACAGAUCAGUUUACCAUUUGGAAUCUUAAACGCAGUCAGUGCCAUUGUUCUGAAAAUAGUAUAGACAGUGAUGGAAAUUAUAUUUGUUCUAGAGCACCUGUCUCCUCAAAGUAGCGACACUGGCCAAUUCUCUCCACCCGAAAAUAAAACUUUAUCUUUUCCCUAAACCUUUGUGGUUUUCAAAGAUAGCGAGAAUUUUAAUUUGCUUGUGUUGACGAUUUACAUUUUUACAAGCUCCAGCAGUUCCCAGAUGUUCUAAGUUUAAAAGUUUUUAUUACAUUGUCACCUCUCAGGCUGCAAGGGAAUGUGUUCUGCUCCGUUUUCUCGCUGCGUGAAGCACAAAGGAAACGAAAGAAAAUGCGAGUGCAUUCAGGAAUGCCCUAACGCUGUAAAACAAGUUUGUGCCUCGGAUAAUGUGACAUAUGACAACGAGUGUCUGUUGAAGAAAACAGCUUGCGAAAAGGGAGAAGAACUAACUUUGGUGAAAAACGGAAACUGUGCAGGUAUU